GUCAGGGAGACCACGAUCAACGGAGCCAGCGAGAGAAGAAGACGGGGAGUCAGAGAGAAUUACAAGAGGACGCUUGGUGAAAGAAGCCUCUUAAAUCUGGGAGCUGGAAUUAGAGCCGCAGAAACUGCAGAGGGGAAGCCACAAAACCACAGUAAGUAAUUUAGGAGCCCAUAGCUGGAAAAACGUAUAAUAAAGCCAUGGGCGGGGGGAGGAGUUUGUGGUUUUGGGAGUGCUUUAUAUACUGUACCUUAAUGAAUUGAUUUCCUGCAUGUAAUACUCUCUCAUUUCAUCAUUCUCCAUGACUUCAUAUCCCUCCUUAUUCCUCACCUCUUAAAAAAACACAACUUGCUUUUCUUUUUUUUUUUGGCAUAACCCUUACUGCUGUUACUUUGCUACUCUUCCUGACAUCCCGUACUUGUAUGACUCCCAGUCCCCCUUUUAUUUUCCACAUCUGUGACUCCACAGGUAAAGAUGCCGGCUAAUGGGAACCAUCCCCUGAAGUUACAGUUCGGUCUUAUCAACCAUGAGGGACGCUACCUCACUGCAGAGAACUUCAGCUUCAAGGUACAAACCAGAGCUCAUGAUAAUUGGAUCUAACAACCAUGUUUACCGAAGUCAAUCGCAUACACCCUGAAAGAUCGCCCUACCUUGAGUGACAGUGUAUAACUUUGCCCCAAAAUUACGCCUCUAUGACCUUUACAUUGACAGUGAGGCCCUAUCUUAAACAAUUUCUAAACAAAGGGCUACUGAUGAGCUUCUCAUGGGUCACACUUCAGUCUGCUUGUCAUUUUAAGUAAUAAAAUGCAUAAAUACGACAAUGUAUAGUGAAUGGGUGGUUAUGCAAUUUGGAAUCGCAAGAGGCUCAGGAGGACUCCAAUGCAAACCACAGGAGUUUUGUCUCACCCUGUACCAUGUUGUAUGCACAUCCUGGUCAAAUGCAUGUUUGCCUAUUUGUUGAAUGACAUUGCAAAUGUCUCCUGCCAAUGACAUAAAAAUUAAAGGGCAGAAUAGAUCAGACUGCAGGGUAGAUCUGCAUAAAGACUGCCAAACAACUUGGAAGACAGCCACCACUGAUUCUCACUUCAUCCUCAAUGCAUCUCCUUUGCAGAUACACCUCUGUUAAAGGUUAUCCACUCCUAUCAUUCAGGAUAACGCUCAGUUGCAGGUGUAGGGUUACCCAGCGUUGCAUCCUUGUAGAAAGUAACCACAGACUUCACUUUGGUUUGAUUGGUUUCACAGUGUUGGUUUGAACAUUUCCUUUCCCCUCAGGUGAAUGCAUCAGCCCCCAGUCUGAAGAAGAAGCAGAUAUGGACUCUAGAGCAGGACUCUCAAGAUAUACAGGUGGUCUACUUGCGCAGCCACCUGGGACGCUACUUGGCCUCCGACAAGGACGGCAAAGUAACCUGCGAGGCUGAUGGGCACAACUCUGACUGUCGAUUCCUCAUCGUGGCUCAGUCCGAUGGUCGCUGGGCCCUCCAGUCUGAGCAGCAUCUACGCUUCUUUGGUGGCUCUAGGGACUACCUGUCCUGCUUUGCCCAGGUUAUCACAAAUGCAGAGCUGUGGGCGAUGCAUCUGGCGCUGCAUCCCCAGGCCAACCUGCUGUCUGUGGCCCGCAGGCGAUACGCCCACCUUUCUAUGGAGGAUGGGGAGAUUGCAGUAGAUGUGAACAUUCCCUGGGGCGUGGCAGCACUCUUGACUCUUGUCUACAUGGAUGGAAAGUACUGCCUCAAGACCUGUGACGGCCGCUUCCUCAGUAAUGAUGGGAAGCUCUUGACACAGAGUGGGAGAGCCACGGCAUACACACUGGAGUUGAAGUGUGGAAAGCUCGCCUUUAAAGACUGUGAGGGGAAGUACUUGUCUCCAAUGGGGCCUACGGGUACCCUGAGAUCUGGACGGUGCUCCAAGCCGGGCAAAGAUGAACUGUUUGACUUGGAGGAGAGCCAUCCACAAGUGGUUCUGAUGGCAGCCAAUGGACGAUAUGUCUCCAUAAGACAAGGUAGGAAAUCGUGGACUUCUAAGUAGACUUGAGUGUCAUAUAUCUGAAAUCUUGCAUGUAUAUACCAACUUGAAAAUACAUUGGUUCUCUGAAGUCCAAUGCAGGAUCCCUAAUGACCAAUUACAUGGAGUAACACUGACCUUAUGUGAUGCCUAGGGCAGUCACACAAGCCUCAAGCUAACUCACACUGACCUACACACAUACAUAGUAAAGCAGAGGGGCAACAACCACCACCAGUGCUACAGUAACUACUACCUCUGAGCAUGCUGUGCAUUGAUACACCCUUGAAAACUGAGCUUACAAUUCACAGGAAGAACACUAACUCAGGGAUAUGCUGAGUAUGCAAGGUUGAGGUAAUAAGCUGCCUUCCUGUGAUUGACAGCUGAUAAGGGAUGCAUGGUAAUUAUGGGUAAUGUAGUCUGCUCAUCAACAUGCAUCAGUAUCACAAGGGAUAGCAGCAUCUUUCCAGGAAAACAAGAUAGAUGAGGCUGAUAGGGGAGACUAUCAGCCUCAUCUGGGAAAACUGAGACGAAUACGUCAUUUGUUUUAGGGUUGCAAUUGAUUUAGGUCAGUCCACUCUUGGUAUUAAGUCUUACAUUAGUGAGAGCGGUGGUUCAAUAACAGAUUAAUUGAGCACCUAUUUUGGGAAAAGACAAGAGAGCAGAUUUUCCAACAACAAUUUACAAUGAGUUCAUAAUUGCACUGUUGCGCUCAAGAAAGCUGUUGCUGAGAAGAUUUUGGACUUGUGAAAAGAGAGAUAUUGUCUUUGUAACACACCGCAGUCAAGACAAAAACUUUAACUAAAAUAUCAAAUCCAAACGAUACAAUGCAGGAGCAUGGUUCCUGUGAUGAUACCACUUGGUUUCUAAAGAGGUGUUUUGAAGCCCAGUGAUGUGAGAUGUGAAGAGAUAAUGUUGUUAUCAAAAAUUGCAAUGAUAGAGGUUCGCCAAUAACCAUUUCUUUUGAAAAAAAAAAUGAUGAGCUGAAAAUGCUGCUCUGACAUUAAAAACUCUGACGAUAUGUUUGGUGAGAAAGGCAAAGACAAAAAACGUCAGAGGUGGACCAUCAGACAUUCAAAAUCCAUGAUAUAUUACCCACUAUGUUGAGCACAGGCAAUUAUUUCCUGUUACAGGUUGAAUAAGUUGAUAGGUGCAGCCUUAAUUUUGUUCCUUAAAAUGUGCUGUGAGUUUACAUACUCACUUCCUCCAUUCAUUCUUCUCACUGUCAUUGAUGACUGUCACUUAGUGCAUGUUAGUGACAUGUCGGGAAACAUUUGCCUUUUGUAGAUUUUUUUCUGCUUAUCGAUUUAUUAGGUACAAAUCAAAGCCUAAAUUUAUCCUAUUAUGACAACAUGUUUGAGAGAACUUCUCAUAAGAAGCUUCAUAGUUUUGAUCGACUAUAAAUCAUCAAAGAUCAUGGGACAGUUCAGAGUAACAUAAAGGCAUGCCAGUUGCCACUACCAUGGUUAAGGACACUUGUAAAGUGCAUUUUUAUUAUCAACACAUACGUUCAUUGCAAAUUUAAAGAUACAGAAAAAAUAUAUAGCUAUCACUGUGGAGUAAGAUUAAUUUUUCUCUCUUACCACUUAAAUCUGCAUGUAAAACACUUUCUUUACCCUAGUAGAUCAGCAAGGACAGCACAACAGCAUGCACCAUGGAAACGUCCUUGCUUGAUUACUGAGCAAAGACAAGGAAUCCAGUAUUAUAACUGCAACUACAAGUGUUAGGAAAAAUAAUAUGUUGCUUUUUGUGGACUUCCAUCCACUAAAACUAGACCAAAACCUCAAAGGACAGAAAAGACUAAAAGGACUAAAACCAAUAAAGCAUUUUCUUUUUUUCUUUUUUUUUCAAAUCUAAAAUACCUGCCAGAGUUAACACUGGACUGGUCACAUACUGGAAAUGAUGACUCAGCCUAACUUUAGCUCAACAUACUGUAACAGGACUGCUGGGGAUUCUUUGGGUCUUAGAGUCAGCCUCAAGUGGGCACUCAAGGAACAGCAGUUUUUCUUACUUCCAUAUUUACCUCAUUUUCCAACACUGGGGGUUGGUGCUUGAUCCAAAUGUUCCUCAGCGGUUGCUGGGUAAUGGUUGUAAACCCACUAAACUUGUGCUCAUUGUGUUUGCUGAUACAGCUGCUCGUCAGCUAUAUUGUUGUGUUGUUACUGUAUUAUGUAUUUAUUCUUAAGUCUUUUGACUCAGCAGCUGGGGUGGGUUAUUUGAUCAGCAUGCAGCUGUAAAACCAGACCUCUAUGCAGAUGGAUUACACCUAAUGCAUGUCUAAUUCAAAGUGGUUUUUCUUAACAACAACAAAAAAGGAAAGAAAAUUAUUCAGUAAGUUUAAAAUCAAAGGAUCGUGAUCAUGUUUCAUCCAAUCAGAGGCUCACUAAAAGUAAGAAGACUUGCUAAGUGUUCAGUUACUGAUGGUUGUAUUGGUUGCUGGUGUGAUUUGAAACUGAAUUUGGGAUGGAUUAGCAUACACCAACAAUGCUUGUCAGCAUCCUUGGCCAUGACAUCCAUCUACAGGCUGCAGAUUCUUGUCUGCAGGGUUGAGUUACUCCAGCCCUGGGUGCUGUAACUGUAUAUCUCCCUAUCUCUCUUUGUCCCUGGUUAGCUGUGGGAGCAGAAACCAAACCAAAUGGAGCUCUCUAAACGGAUUGGUUUAAGAGGAACCAGAAGCCUCUUAUACUAACAAACAGACAGAAAUAUGCGAAGCUAAGCAUGCUUACACUUUUCUCUUUCUGCUCAUCCCUCUUAUCCUCGACUUUUGAUCUACACCAACAGAAGCUUAAUCUCUUUCCACCACAUUCGCCUACACACAAAACCACUCCAUCCUGCUGUGGCGAAUAGUGAGGUAGUGUUCUGAAUUAUUGAUGAAGUUGGCCCCUGUUCCUGGAAGGCAAGGGGGGGAGUCUGCUUUCAGAAACCCAAGCUGGAUCUCACCUGGGGCCAAAGCUUCUGCCCCUCGAGUCCUGCCCUGGCCCGCUAAUCUAACCCGCUCACCCACAUCAGUCAGUGCUGAGAUGUUGUUGUGUUCAGCUAAGUAUGACACAGCAGAGGGGUCGGGUUACGACACAUGAUAAGAUAUUUUACCACAUUUUUUAAAUUGUAUUUUUUGUGCAUCUCUGGCAUUUUAGUUUGAAAUAACUAAAUCGAGCAUGUCAGAAAAUUCGCAAACAUUUAAGCAUGUAUUCACACCAAAAUCCGCUGAGCAAUGAUCAAGUUUGUCUUUCCAGGACAGCCUUGUUAAAUGGCCGUAACUGAACUUUCCUUGUUUUCCUAUUAUUUAAUAAUUUGCUCAUGUUGUUGCAUGUGAUAGAAAACUUGAAAUAAGUGGCAUGAAAUGAGUUGAAAAAUCACAUUUCACUUUGCAAGAUUUAUUCAGAUAUAUGUUAAAGCUUAAGAUUGAACUUUGUAGUUUAAGGUCAAGAAAAGUUGCAAAAUACAAACAUAGGAGUACCUCAAAACUCUUCAGUACCUUGGUGCAUUAAUUUUGGAAGCUCCCACCUCUUAGUUUGACAUAAUGAUUUAAGAAGAAUAAAAAGAAGAAAACAAAGCAGCUCCCAAAGGGUUUUAGGGCAACAUGAGUGUGUAGAGACAGGUGGGCUCUUUAUCCUCCCUAAUAUCUCCUGUCUUUUCACAUAAAUUAGCACCUUUGUCUCCGUUCCAUUUACAGCAAAGGGGUUGUGUUUGCAAUCUAUUUUAAAGAGAGUCCAAAUAAAGAAAAUGGGUCAGUGGUAAAAGAGGGUCGACUGUUAUGAGGUGGAGCAUGAAUGUCAAUAAAAGAAGCGUUAAAUAGAGGUUUUGUGGACAGCAGUGGGAGGCAGUAUACUCUGUUUGCACUUGGAUGUUCAUAAUUGACUGCUGAGUGUAUGCAUGUGUGUUUUCAGUUUGUGUGUCUCAGCAUGACAGGGAGAUCUGUCAUCAUGUCUCUCAUCCCCUCCUAGUGUUCUCAAGUCUCAGGUCUAAGUGGUCCACUCAGACCUGAGGUUGAAAGAGUGAUGAUGGGUCACUUUCCAUUAACAGGCAUAAUCGGGAGCCCAUCACUGACUGUAUACAAGUAGAGACAGCAUGCAUUUAACUAUUCCCCAUUGCAAAAGAGUGACGCCAAAAUGCUGCAUUGGUGGACGCUAAAAUAUUAAACUGGCAACAUUUUGAAGCCAAGGCAUGUGCAGAAGCAUCCAGCUCAUGAAGCUGUGGGAUUGAUAUAACCUGACAGCAUGAAAUUACAGAGAAAAUAUCCUUUUGUUUUUAACAGACACCCCACCUGACACACAUUUCCCCCUUGGUCCAUCUCAGGAGCAGCACCAGGAGUUUAAUUUGGCUAGACUUCAUAAGAGCUGCUUAAGAUCUCUCCCAGAUUUCUUUUAAUCUGGCUUGAUGAUCUAUUAUUUUUCUAUGAAGUUUGCAGAGAGGAAGAAUGUCACUUAUGAGUAAUUCACUUUUAGUUUGGAAGAGAGCAAGGCUCUACAAGGACAUAAAUCAUUUAAUAGUUGACUACAACGUCCUCUUCUCCAUCAUCAGAACUGUGUGUUCCACAUGGAUCCAUCUGUUGCAGCGCAGAGUAACAUAAUGUCCCGGCCUUUUUGACAGGGGUGGUUAAACUGGGGCACUGACUUAUGCAGGGGUAGCAUGAAGGAUGUGAGCAAACACACAGAAAAUUUGCAAAUUAUUUUGGAUUUGUGUCAUAAAACAAGCCGUAUAGUUCAUUUAACAUAAGUUCUGUCUGGUGUUUUGAGUUUUUUCUGCACAACAUCCACUGGGAAGUCUUUCCUUCCAAAGAAACCCACAUCACAAAUACCCAAACUUAAUCAUCAACUAAAACUAAUAGUUCCCAAAAAAUAAAAACUAGAAUGAAAAACAAUGAAAAAUUAUUGAAACUAAACUGUAAAUGAAAAGAAAAACCCUAAAAACCCCGCCUUCCUUCUGUUUGUACCUUCUGGGGAAUACUACAGGAGCUGCAUUUGUUAACAGAGCUGUCAAUCAUGAUGUCAUAUCCUCGCUUUUUAAGCACAAAUAACUUAUUGAACCCAAACUUCUCUGAAAAAUUAACAGUCCAUGAGCUCUAAAAUUUUAGCUUCACUUAAGGGAAACUCUUGUGCUGUUUUUGUUUUUAUACGACCUAUUGUGAACAUAUACACUAUAUACUGAAUGUAUAACGCAUGCGCGCAAAGACACACACCUAAAGCUCAGGAACAAAUGAGAUGUAAGACAGUUAUUGCACUGUAAACAUUAACAGAGCUAAAAGAUGAAGGUUCAGUAGGAGAAGGGAAAUAAGGAACAGGGGGAAUGAGGCAUCAGCUUACCAUUAAUAAUAGAUGUCAAAGCCAUCUAUCGCUGAUGGAUUAGUUAGGACUGCUCCACUUGCAAACUGCAGGUAGAACAGCACGAGAAAGUAGAGCUGGAUCCGGGGUCUAAUCCAAACUGUGGUGCUGCUAACUCUACCCCUGUGUGUCCGGUGUGUGUCUCUAUUCCCAUGACAUCAUCUCAUCUGCUUGACCAACUGCUGUGUCAAAGAUGGUCGUCAAUGCAGCUAUUGAUAUCCUCAGAUUGCUGGUUUGGAUUUCAGCAUGUCUAAUCUCUUCUUCUCUGUUUCCUUCUCUCCCUCCCUCCAUCCUUUAUUCCCUCUUCUCAUCUAUCAGACUGUGGCUGUGAGGUCCCAGCUGAGCCUGUCGCUGGAUCAUUUCUGGGUUGAAUUAGUGUGAAAUGGACACAUAGAAUAGGUAGACAAAGCAUGACAUUGAGUUGAGAUGAGAGGGAAUGAGAGUGAUGGGCCCCCAGGCGUAGUUGCAGAGUAGAGGGGGCAGAAAUUUAUGCUUGAAAUACACUCAAGAUCAAUGAUAAUUCAACCAGUAGUAAGACCUCAUGGUAGCUCGUUUAUCAGGUGUGAAUAAGAUGUGAUUAAAGUGUUGCGGCAGCUUAGAAACCAUGACAUCUUUGUCACAAAUCAUCCUUUUCUCCCUCUUCAAAGCCACGUCUACGCUUGAAUAUCAAAUUGAGACAAAAGGCACAAAGGCAAACUUUAAACACAUUUUAUUUUCAUUGUUUCUGAGAUAGGGAUGAACUACUGGACUGAAAGAUGAAGUUGAUGAAACCUCAAGUUAUUACAGUACCGUCAGCUAACACUUAUCACUUUGACACUAACUUCAUAUCAUUUUGCUUUGGACUAGAUUAGCACGAUGGCUCUUGGGUUAGCAAAGGUGGUGUGGUGAUCGGCUGCUGUGGAAUAUUGCAGCUCAGACUGCAAAUCCUUGCUGCACAGACUCUGGCCUCAUAUUGCAUCAGCUUUGUCCCAAUUCAGGCGUAGCAGGAGACAGGAUUCGAGGACUACCAUCUUUGAAUUUUUGGUUACAUUUUUGAGACACCUAAUCACAGCAGUCAGUUGUUCAAUGGACUUUCUGUGUACACUCACCAUUUCUAUUAUAUCUCGUCUGUUACAUACAGAGGCUCGGGUUUCCAAGAGUUAUAAUACUGUGGUUAUAGGAUGAUUAUUCAUGAGGGGGUUGAAGUUUCCAGACUUACUAACUUUCUAGCUAAAUAGGCUUUGAGUGUAUGAAUACAAAGUAUUCUAUAAAUAUGGAUUAUACUACCUCAUGGGAUAAUUUGGGUGGUUUCAGGUAUAUUAAAAAUAAAGUUAGUUGGCAUUUAGACUUUCGUUGUUCAGUAUCUUUUCCAUAUGUUGGAAUAAUAAUGGGCCCAUGAGCUUUAGGGUUGACUGUGGUUAGUAAUUACCCAAACGUCCUGCUAAGUGUGGACCAUAAAAUCUUCCGCUCUCUUCCUGUUCCUCCUUUAUUCUUUUAUUGAGGGGUUAGAGGGAUUGGAUGGGCAGCGCUAGAAAGCUGAUUAUAUCAGAGUCCUGCUGUGAGGAGGGCAGAUAGGCAGGUCUUGUGAUGGUGGGCUAUACAGGGAAAGAAGGGGCUUGGGAGCACAGAUUUGGGCUGUUAAAGGAUAAAGAAAAUGUAUCAGGGAUAUUAAGGGAUUGUUCUUAUUUGGGAUUAAGCUUUCUGCAAUCUGUCUCUAAGCAGUGACGACAACUGUUUUCUUCUGUGCCAAUAUUUAUGAUAAUGCCACAGCUUGAUAAUAUUACAGCAGCAAUUUGCUUUACAAAUUGCAAAUUUAAUAGUGACUUGCUUUCUCUUAAGGUUUCAGUAUGUGUUUGUUCAAUGUUGGACACAUUAUAGAAAUACUUUUCAACUUUUGAUCAUAGACUUCAUGGUAACUACAGAGGCACCGGUUCAGUUCAGUCAUACAGGGGCUAUAGUCAUCAUUCUUUCUGAGACUUAUGGCAUCCAUUUGGAUUUACUGUUUAUGGCGUUCACUUGUUAGAUGUUUACUAAAGUUCAUUUAUAUUAUCAUCCCUCUAUGAAUGCAUCCAAAACCCCAAUCAGUUAAGAUGCCUCUUCCCUCAGGAUAGCUGGAGCUCGAUGGCAAAUCACUUGAUGACUGGAUCUUCCAGAACAAACGUGACAAGAUAUGAUUACAGACUCUUUCAUGCUGAGCCAAGCUAAACAACCUGAUUAGAAAGCUGCUAUGUUACUGUUUCUCCUGACUAUUUAGUGAGGGGUCAAAGGGGGGUUUGCGGAGGAAUUUGUUUAUUUCAUGCUGAAAUCCCUUAAGCUACAUCUUUUGGUACUCGUGAAAGUUUAUUGUUAAACCCCAUAACCUCGCCCUGCAUGUGUUCAUGUCUGUCUGUCAAUUUUUGUGAUGUUUGACAGUUUAUGCAAAUUUGAUAAACAGAUCUCCUCCUGAGACUUAUAGCCAAGGUUAAAUCUUAUCUGCUUCUAACUGACUUUAAAACAUCAAGGUUGUUUUGGUCAGUUGUAUCUGUGGCACGUCCAGCUUGUGCAAACUGCUGCUGCAUUGGCUGAGUGGGAAGAAAACAUAUGACAACAUUACAUGGACUUAAAUCUUCAUGCAUUGGUUAAAGAUCUAUUUCAGGACUGAGGACGUAAUGAGGAUUUUAAAGGGUUUAAAAGGAUUUUCACCCUCUUAUCUUGUUGAUUUCUUGCACCAUCACACUCUGUCAGUUCAAGCUGACAUUGAUUCAUCAUUUCUAUUCUAUAUUUUAUAUCGUCUUGCGGGUCUUUUAAUGUACACUGAAUUAUUUUAACUCAGCUUUUCAAUUUUAAGUCUUAUUUUCAUGUAUUGUUGUAUAUGUUGAGGCUCUCAGUCUUGAAUUGGAACUUGAUUUCAUUUUUGGUUGUCUCCUUUAGUUGAACAACACCUCAAAGUUCAGUUUAAAUAUGUUUUAACCUUAUAAUAAAUUUGACUUGACUAAUAAACUUGAUUUGACUAAGACUUAGUUGUUGCUACUCAAACAUACUGUGUGCUUUUGAACUGCUAUUGUAAUUGUAAAAUUAAAACAAAAAUUGAUGAACUUUUCCAAGGUUUUCAUACUUAAGUAUUGAUAACAGGAUGUGCUUUCUCUGCCCCUCCUAGGCGUCAGCCUUGCAGCCAAUCAGGAUGAUGAGACAGACAUGGAGACGUUUCAGAUGGAGAUUGACAAAGAAACCAGGAAGUGUACAUUUCGCAGUAGCCAGGGGAACUACUGGGCACUGGUAGCCCAUGGAGGCAUCCAGAGCACGGCUACUGAAGUGUGAGUGCUGGUCAUGGAGAAUUAAAGAUUUUACACAUUGCACAUUUAAUAUAACAUAAAAGAGUGUACAGAAGGUGCUUUUAUGCAGUUUUUAGUAUUUACCUGUUAAUACCUCACUAUCAAAGCAUUAAUGUCCCUGUGUUAUUUGAAUUCAACCGUCUUCUAACCCAUAGAAAACCUUAUAGAAAAAAAAUCAUGGUAAUAUUUAUAUUUAGGAUAUUGCAUCAGGCCAAGACCUGAGAUUCAUCAAAAAAGGAACAUAUGAAAUUGAAAUGAGUAGCUACUUACAUUUAUUAGACUGCAAGUUACAUGAAAAAACUGAAUUCAACAGUCUUAGCAUUUAAAGGCGAAGAAAGUGUAAUUUACUUUUCUUUUUUUUUUGGUCAACUGCAGGUCAGCAAACACCAUGUUUGCAGUGGAGUGGCUCGGCCACAAGGUGGCAAUAAAAGCUAACAACGGGAAAUACAUCUGCACUAAAAAGAAUGGCCAGCUGCUUGCUGUCAGUGAUUCAGUUGGUGAGAGACUUUUAAAGGUUUUCUUCUCUUUCAUCCUCUCUCUGCACUAAUGUACCUCCUCAAUCAAAACCUGCAUCCCUUGUGUUUCCAUCCUCCGUCUGUCACCUCUCAUCAGGUGAGGAUGAACAGCUCACUUUGAAACUGAUCAACAGACCCAUGUUGAUCCUCAGAGGACAGAAUGGAUUCAUUUGCCACCACAAGAACUCCAACACGCUGGACGCCAGCAGAUCAGUCUAUGACAUUUUCAAUCUGCAGUUCAGUAACGGGUUCUACCACAUUAAAGGUUGGGAUGUUUUCUCACAAACAUGAUUGAUUAAACCCUGAUCUUCUUCUUUGUUUGGCUGAUAAAUCAUGUUUAUCAUUAGAGGAAUCAAGUGCAAAAUCAAAAGGAAGCAAAUCCCUGAAACUCUAAAUUCAGUUGUAACUACUCUGCUUAAAUUUUACUCACCCUUUACAUCCUGCAGGUGUGGAAGGCCGGUUCUGGUAUGUGAACAGUUCUGGUCUGGUAUGCUCAGACGGUGAGGUCCCUGAGGAUUUCUCUCUGGAGCUGCUGGAGCACGGUCGCCUCGCCAUCCGAGCCAAGAGCGGUAAAUACCUGCGAGGAGAUCAGGGAGGCACGCUGAAGGGAGAUGGACUCAGCCCAAGCAGCUCGGCCCUGUGGGAGUAUUAAACAUACUCCAAUAUUAGACACAACACCUUUGGAGCCAGCCGCCUUGUUUCAUCUAAACCUAAACUCUGCAGAAUUUUGAGGAUGAGGAAGCAAUCUUUGGAACCUUCAGUUUAAAAAAAUCUGCAACAUGAAAUUUAGACUUAUGCAAGGAGAGAAAGUGUGAGAAGAGGAUCUGAUGCAUAACCAGCCAAGACAAUUCUCCAUGAAGGAGCAGUAUUUCUAG
Xyrichtys novacula (pearly razorfish) is the source of this 11996-nucleotide messenger RNA. The record is from the annotation of a GenBank genome assembly. Lineage: Eukaryota; Metazoa; Chordata; Actinopteri; Labriformes; Labridae.